Neodiprion fabricii is the source of this 1334-nucleotide messenger RNA. It is a transcript of the gene l(2)34Fc, whose product is annotated as putative defense protein Hdd11. The transcript is spliced from 4 exons. Bases 143 to 634 code for a protein of 163 amino acids. Gene Ontology annotation, molecular function: oxidoreductase activity, acting on metal ions. The record is from RefSeq and is a predicted model, not a curated record. NCBI's taxonomy places the organism in Eukaryota, Metazoa, Arthropoda, Insecta, Hymenoptera, Diprionidae.
GAAGGGGAGGGGCUGACCAAGAGGAUAUAAGAAGGGAACCGUUCAUUCCUACAGCUCCACAACUCAGCUUUGACUUCUUCGACCGGUCGUUACCUUCUCGAUUGGUCCGACGGACACCGAUCCGUAACCAUAACUCAUCAAGAUGCUCCGUUUUUUCCUCCUCAUCGCGAGCAUCGUCGCGGCGGCUCAGGGUUUCAGCACCGGAGCUCCGCCUGCCGUCUGCGAAGACAUGACGCCAAAACAUCACGUGGAUCCUCAGGCAGGACCGUCGCCGUUCAAAAUUUCGAUAGACAAGAGCACUAUAAGUCCAGGAGAUAAGGUCGAGAUCACUCUUGAAGCACUCGAUGAUGCGACAUUCAAGGGAUUUUUGGUCGAGGGUCGACAAGGUAAAGAUAUCAUUGGAUCAUUCUCUGUCGAUCCCAACGACAAGGAAGCCCAGACGAUCGAUUGCCCCAAAGGAGAGAAGAAUGCUGUCACCCACAAAGACUCCGAAGAAAAAUCGAAAAAGAUCUUGACUUGGGAGGCUCCAGCUGAUUUCAGCGGAAUCGUCGUAUUCAAGGCGACCUUCGUCAAGGAUGGUGGAACCUUCUGGGUUGGACAGACCUCGUCGAAUCUUCGCGUCGUUAAACACUAAGCAUGAAAAAAUGAAUUCUUGACGAAUCAUACAGGGUGCAGGGUGCAAUGGAUCUUCUUUUUUCUUCACAGAUCUUAGAAUCGAGGAUUUUUAUUAAAUCUACGGCUCACCGAUAGAGUUUGCCCCGUUGUAUAAAUUUUUUUUUUUUUUUUAAUUUCAUUCUUUUCUUCUUCUUUUUCUUAAAAUAACAAAAUCCUGUCCGUGCUCGAAAAUUCGUUGCCAUUCUUUGAUUGGAAUUGUUUUCAUCGAUCACGAAUCCGUAUUUUAGCCAGAUAGUUUUCGCACAGCGUACACUUUUCGACAAUGAUUGUCAUAUUGUAUUUUUUUGGACCUAGAAGAAGAAUUUCAUCAAUUCUUGUCAAUUUAUAUACGAGAUAUUCCUUUUUGAAAGAAAAACACUCAACGUAUAGUGAAUUUUGACAGAGGUUUUACGAGUAGCAUGUGCGAAUUCCAGUGGCUUCGAGACACACGAAAUAACCGCAGAAUAUUUGAUUACGUUUUAUAUAGAUUAUACGUUUAUUGAUCAAAAAUGAAAAUAUUUUGUAAUAAUUACCUAUAUAUAUAUAUAUAUACACAUAUAUAUAUGAUUAUUACGAACCACACGAAGCUAGUCAGUCGUUGUAUAAUUACGAUGGCGAAGAUACGUGUGUGUCGUAUAUUUUCAUUUUUAAAUUGGAAUAAAAUAUAUGCAUGCACCGGA